CCACUCCCCUUCUUAUACCACCGCAGCGCUUCGCAGUGCAGCACCGCCCCCCACUUCACGCCUCCUCACAUGGCCAUGGCGCCCCCGUCACCCUUGGUCUCCCUAUCCGCGCUUCUCCUCCUGCUCGCCGCCGCUGCCUCCAGUGCCACCGCCAAGCCCGUCCAGACCCAGUCCCUCCUUGUCACCCCUCUCUCGCCCACACCUUUUUCUGCCUCAUCGGAAUUAGCUCGCGGCGACGAUAAGGACGUCUUCGCCGGGAACCUCGCCGCUGCCGAGGAUGCCACCCCUUCGACGGUCCAAUUCAGCGUGGUCCACCGGGAUGACUUCGUGGUAAAUGCCACCGCGGCCGAGCUGCUCGGGCACCGGCUGCAGCGGGACGGGAAGAGGGCGGCCCGGAUCUCGGCGGCAGCGGGCGCGGCCAACGGGACGCGUCGCACCGGCAGCGGGGUCGUGGCCCCCGUGGUGUCCGGGCUGGCCCAGGGGAGCGGGGAGUACUUCACCAAGAUCGGGGUCGGGACGCCCGCCACCCCCGCGCUCAUGGUGCUCGACACCGGCAGCGACGUCGUGUGGCUGCAGUGCGCCCCGUGCAGGCGCUGCUACGACCAGUCGGGCCAGGUGUUCGACCCGCGCCGCUCGCGCUCCUACGGCGCCGUCGGCUGCUCCGCGCCGCUCUGCCGCAGGCUCGACUCUGGGGGCUGCGACCUGCGCCGCAAGGCGUGCCUCUACCAGGUCGCCUACGGCGACGGCUCCGUCACCGCCGGGGACUUCGCCACCGAGACCCUCACCUUCGCUGGCGGCGCCCGCGUGGCGCGCAUCGCACUGGGAUGCGGGCACGACAACGAGGGCCUCUUCGUCGCGGCGGCGGGGCUCCUCGGGCUCGGCCGCGGCAGCCUUUCCUUCCCCGCCCAGAUCUCCCGCCGCUACGGGCGGAGCUUCUCCUACUGCCUCGUGGACCGUACCUCGUCGGCCAACCCGGCCUCCCACUCCUCCACCGUGACCUUCGGCUCCGGCGCCGUAGGCUCCACGGUGGCCGCGUCCUUCACCCCGAUGGUGAAGAACCCUCGGAUGGAAACGUUCUACUACGUGCAGCUCGUCGGCAUCAGCGUGGGCGGCGCGCGCGUCUCUGGCGUGGCCGACUCCGACCUCCGCCUCGACCCGUCCUCCGGCCGCGGCGGCGUCAUCGUGGACUCCGGCACGUCCGUGACCCGCCUGGCGCGCCCGGCCUACUCCGCGCUGCGCGACGCCUUCCGCGCGGCCGCCGCGGGCCUCCGCCUCUCCCCGGGCGGGUUCUCCCUGUUCGACACGUGCUACGACCUGAGCGGGCGCAAGGUGGUGAAGGUGCCGACGGUGUCGAUGCACUUUGCUGGCGGCGCGGAAGCCGCGCUGCCACCGGAGAACUACCUGAUCCCGGUGGACUCCAAGGGGACCUUCUGCUUCGCCUUCGCCGGCACGGACGGUGGCGUCUCCAUCAUCGGCAACAUACAGCAGCAGGGCUUCCGCGUCGUGUUCGACGGCGACGGCCAGCGCGUCGGCUUCGUGCCCAAGGGCUGUUAAUUUGAGCAGUAGUAGAAGUUAUGAGCAGCAACCCUUAAUUAGCGGAUAUGAGUGCGUCUUUGUUAGUAGUCGUAAUUUGAUUACGAGGGGUUUAAUUAUGGUGGGGAGCAUGCCUUUGGAUGCUGUAAAGCCCUGGCGGUGCGCAGAGCUGUCGGGUGUGUGUGCUUUGGGAGAGAGGAUAAGGUGGUUUGUUGAAGGCUGUAAAAGUGUUGUGUUAAAAAAAUGUCACUGCAACGAGCCCUUGGCGAUUCUUAUGUGUUGCUGUAUUUUUAACUGCUCUAAACAUGUGACCCUGGCCUGGGGCUUGUUUU
Brachypodium distachyon (stiff brome) is the source of this 1865-nucleotide messenger RNA. RefSeq names its product aspartyl protease family protein 2. Gene Ontology annotation, biological process: proteolysis. The transcript has a single exon. The record is from RefSeq and is a predicted model, not a curated record. Gene Ontology annotation, molecular function: aspartic-type endopeptidase activity. Bases 70 to 1554 code for a protein of 494 amino acids. Lineage: Eukaryota; Viridiplantae; Streptophyta; Magnoliopsida; Poales; Poaceae.